Molecule: messenger RNA, 523 nt
Organism: Arabidopsis thaliana (thale cress)
Lineage: Eukaryota; Viridiplantae; Streptophyta; Magnoliopsida; Brassicales; Brassicaceae
Exons: 1
Coding region: 140-388 (82 amino acids)
Source: RefSeq, marked reviewed
CCACUAAUUAUUUCAGCAAAUACAUAAUUUGGUCCAACACUAAACCAACCCUUCUGUCUCUAUCUCAUUUGUUCUUAAACUUUCAUCUAUUUUCGUAUCUGAAUAAUUCUUUUCAUCAAAGAUUUUAGUUUUGAACCACAUGGGAUCAAGUUUGUGCUGUUCUCGCGAUCCAGAUAGCACCAGACGUAGUACGAUGGGGAGCACUAGCGACCGGAGGUGGCAAACCGGCGACGACAAGUAUCUAUCGGACACAAGCACCUUUUCCGUGAAGGAGCAAGAGCAUCAGCUUAAGGCGGCCAGACGGGAGGAGCAAAGACUUGGCCAUGAAGCUGAGAAAGUCAACUCAUGGGUCAAACAUGAAUCAGCCAGAUUCGACCAUCGUCCAUAGUUGACCAUUGUUUUGUUUUGACCAAGCUUUCUAUGUUUUUGUAAACUAUUAAACAGAGUUGUGUAUUUAUGUUAACCACACAUUAAUUAACUAUCAAAAUUGUUUGGUUUAGAGACCACAAGAAACACAUUACAG